This is a messenger RNA of Rubroshorea leprosula, 1089 nucleotides long. Lineage: Eukaryota; Viridiplantae; Streptophyta; Magnoliopsida; Malvales; Dipterocarpaceae. The record is from the annotation of a GenBank genome assembly.
CUCAGUUACAUCCCAUGGAUUCGGAGAUCAAUUAGGGCACAGAAUCAGCUUCACUUCAGUUUUCCUCUUUUAUGUAAUUUCAUGGAUUUCCUGGAGAAGAGGUUUCGGGUUUUGGUCGUCAUAGUCGGCAUCGUCUUCCUCAGUAUCACAGCUGAAAAAUGUCGACAAUUGGUGGGGGAGGAGCUUUCAUCUAAAAGUGGGAAGUUUACAAUCUUGAACUGCUUUGAUAUGGGAUCUGGAAGUAUGGCGUGUUUGGUUAAAGAAGGUGUGAAGCUUUAUUUUUACAACAUUAGAGCUGCUCAUGUUGAGAGAGCUAGGCAUCUAGCAAUUGAGAGGGCAUUGGAGGAUGCUUAUUCACAGGGGAUGCCUCCAAAAGAUGCAGCAAAACAGGCUCAGACAGAAGGGGCAAAGGCAGCAAAGUUGGCCACCCGGCAAGCUAAGCGCAUUAUAGGUCCUAUUAUUUCUUCUGGGUGGGAUUUUUUUGAAGCUAUAUACUAUGGUGGGACUAUGACAGAAGGGUUCCUCAGGGGUACUGGAACGCUAUUUGGUACUUAUGCUGUGGGUUUCCUUGGAGAGCAAAGGUUUGGGAAAGUUGGUUAUCUUGUUGGAAGUCAUUUGGGCAGUUGGGUUGGAGGAAGGGUUGGGCUGAUGGUAUAUGAUGUGGUUAAUGGAGUGCACUUCUUGCUUCAAUUUGUUCAACCAGGAGAAGGUGAAAGUGAGGAGACUCGAUUUUAUGAAAAAUCGGAAGCAUCCAAAGAUUCAUAUGCUUAUGAAGCUCCUGCAGACACCAGCUCUGAAGCUUAUGACACUUCAAAUGAAUUCCCAUCCUCUGAGAACUCUGAAGCGCAAGAAAGUUCUGAUUUCUGGUGAAUAUGGCGAGCUCAUCUUGUAAUCUCAGUGUUUUCUUCUUUUUCCCCUUUGCCAGUUAUAGAUGCAAUAUAAGUUGAUUUCUAGCAAUGAACAAAUUACUUUAUAUAUGUACUUAAGCGACUGGGGAUCCUUCCCUCAAAAGGGGUAAAGUAAGGUCAAGAUGUUUGGAGUUUGGUUUGUUGUAUGUACCUACAUGUAUAUUAAAAUUUUUUUCACAAU